Messenger RNA from Lathyrus oleraceus (garden pea), 1083 nucleotides. RefSeq lists its product as uncharacterized. The record is from RefSeq and is a predicted model, not a curated record. Lineage: Eukaryota; Viridiplantae; Streptophyta; Magnoliopsida; Fabales; Fabaceae. The transcript has 4 exons. Bases 1 to 1083 code for a protein of 360 amino acids.
AUGUACCCCUCUCCUGAGGUUGAACCUCAUAGUGAGAAGGAUGACGAUUCCUCUAGAUCUGAGAAGGACAUGGCUGCUGAAGGUUUAUGCUCUUUAGGGAAAACUGUGUCUGGUCCUUCCAAAUCUUGGAGCAAAGUUGAUGUUAAGAAGAGGAAGGUUAGAGAACUUUCUGAGUCUGACGAAGAUGUUGAGGAAGAUGUCCCUGACAUCUCCCCUGUGAAGAGGACCACUAGAGAGUUAGGAAAGGAUGUUGUUGAAGUCAAAGAGGUCAUGGACCUAAUAAAGAAUGUUGGGUUAAUGAAGACUGUGGCUAGAUUAUCUCAAUGCUAUGAGGGAUUGGUUAAGGAAUUCAUUGUUAACAUUCCUGAAGAUAUUGCUGAUAAAAACAUCAAGGGAUUUUGCAAAGUUUUUGUGAGAGGUAAGUGUAUCACAUUUUCUCCCAAUGUCAUUAACAAGUUUCUGGGAAGAAGUAUAGAGGGUGCAGGUGAAUUGGAAGCUACAGGCAAUGAAGUUUGUAGAGAAAUUACAGCAAGGCAGGUGAAAGAGUGGCCUAGUAAAAAGCAUCUUCCUGUUGGGAAGCUGAUUGUUAAGUAUGACAUAUUUCAUAAAAUAGGAUCUGCAAAUUGGCAUGCUUCUACUAACGCAUUGAAGUUGCCUAUAGCCUUUCCCUCUAUGAUUUGUGGGAUUAUCCUGAGUCAACACCCUGGGAUUCUGAGUACUAAUGACCUACCAAGUAGAAGAAAACCUGCUCUAUCAAUACACUAUAAACUGUUUGAAGACAGUCAUGUCGAAGACAUUAUCAUUACAUCUGCUAUGAAAAAGCCAACCUCAAAAGGUGGACUUAUUGUUGAGCUGAAGGAAAUGUGUAAAGAGCUGGGUGCAGGGAUAAGGGUAGCAACAACUAGGAAAGAAUCGUUGGAAUCCCUGAUUGUAAGCUUGGAGCGAGUUGAAGGUGAGAAUAUUGAACAGGCUAAGGAAGCUGAAGCCCAAACCUCUAAUAAGAGUUCUGUAACUAAUGAUGAGACAAGUGGCAAUUUUGUUUCUGAUGCUGAUGAAGCUACAAGCUCAAGCUCCUCUGAUUAG